Messenger RNA from Sclerotinia trifoliorum, 2760 nucleotides. Lineage: Eukaryota; Fungi; Ascomycota; Leotiomycetes; Helotiales; Sclerotiniaceae. The record is from the annotation of a GenBank genome assembly.
CGCGUCGUCUUCUCCUCACACUUGUUCUAUCCGGGGGCUUUCGAUUUUGCCUUUGAAGUUUAUUGACACUGUACUUCUACAUACAUAGUCAAGGAGAAGUCAGAAUAAAGCAGUCAUGGGGUUGUUCAACAAGAAGGAGACUACAGAGUCUCCUGUUAUUACCGACAAGCACCUCAGCAGCGCAGAGGGAACUCCAGCAGCACACACACCAGCCGAUACUCCUCGUGUCGCCAGAUCCUUAAAUGGUUCUGCACCAGAGCAUCAUGAUAUAGCGCCUGAGGAAGCUCUCGACAACUUGCCUGUCACCAAAUUAGCUAUUAUGCUUGGUGCUAUCGCAUCUAUCGGUGGUUUCAUGUUCGGGUAUGAAUCUGGUCAAAUUUCUGGUUGGUCUCUUCGCUUCCACAUCAUGCACCAAUAGAUUACUAACAAGCUCUAAAGGUUUCGUCCAAAUGUCCGAUUUCUUGGAUCGGUUCGGCGAAAAUGGUGAACUUUCUGCUGUUCGUCAAGGAACCAUCGUCGCCAUUCUCUGCGCCGGUACUCUUGUUGGUUGCCUUGGAUCCAGUUAUCUCUGCGAUACAAUCGGUCGUCGUUACACUAUCUCGAGUUCUGCAUUUUUCUAUAUCAUUGGUGUUAUUAUCGAAGUCACUUCCUCUACUCACUGGGUUCAAUUCGCUAUGGGAAGAUUCACUGCAGGUUUGGGUAUUGGUGCUUUGAGUACUAGUGUUCCUAUGUACCAAUCUGAGUCUGUUCCAAAGAACAUCCGUGGUGCCGUGGUUUCCAGUUAUCAGUUGUUGAUUACUCUUGGUAUCUGGACUGCUUAUAUGGUAAGCAACCUCCUAUCCAAUGGGUCCCUGAAACAAUUCACUAACAUAUAAAAUAGAUCAACUACGGAACUCACUCUGCCUACACCAACAGUGCACAGUGGCGUAUUCCUAACGGUCUCUCAGCACUCUGGGCCAUCAUCCUUGGUACCGCCGUCCUCUUCAUGCCCGAAUCCCCUCGUUUUGCAUACCGUGUCGGACGUGAAGACGAAGCUCGCAAAAACAUGGCUCUCCUCAACGGUGUCGACCCUUACUCCCCACUUAUCGAUUCCGAGAUCCAAGAAAUCGAACUUAAGCUCGCGGCCGAAAGAGAAGGUGGUGAUCAUCCCUGGUACGAAAUUUUUACUGGCCCUAGGAUGUUCUACCGAACACUUCUCGGAAUGGUUCUUCAAGCUGGUCAACAGUUGACUGGUGCCAAUUUCUUCUUCUACUAUGGUACUACCAUCUUCAAGUCUGGUGGUAUCUCCGAUUCUUAUGUUACCUCUAUCAUUCUCGGUACUGUCAACGUCGUCGCUACCAUUGGUGGUCUCUGGAUUGUUAAGAAUUGUGGUCGUAGAAAGGCUCUCAUGGUUGGUGCUGCCGAGAUGUUUGUUUGCAUGUUGAUCUACUCUUUCGUCGGACACUUCAAGAUCCAAGGACAAGCCAAUGCUCAAGCCCCUGGUGCCGUUUUGAUUUGUUUCACCUGUAUCUACAUUGUUGGGUUCGCUACUACUUGGGGACCUUUGGUUUGGGCUAUUGUUGGAGAAUUAUAUCCAGCACGUUACAGAGCUUCUUGCAUGGCCCUCGCCACCGCAUCGAACUGGCUCUUCAACUUCCUUAUCUCAUUCUUCACCACAUUUAUCACCAACGAUAUCGAUUACUACUAUGGUCUUGUCUUUGCCGGGUCCCUUUUCGCUCUCUUCUGGAUUGUAUACUUCUUCGUUAUCGAGACUAAGGAUCGCUCCCUUGAGGAAAUUGACACCAUGUACGUCCUCCACGUCAACCCGCGAACAUCCUCCACUUGGGACCCCAAGUCUCUCGGUGCCGAAGGUGUCAAAGGUGUUGAUACCGACAGAAUGUUCUUGACCACUGGAGGUAAAGAUAUUAAGAAGAGUGAGAUGGCUGGGCGACCAAUGUUGGAACAUGACGAGAGAAUGUUUCCCGAGACUGCUGCGGGAGCUGCUUCUCAGGAGCACAAACCUGAGAUUAUGAAUGCUUAAGCUUUUGCUUCAUUUUUGAUGGGCAUAUAUGAACGGAAGAUGCAUUUUAUGAGUGUAUGUCGUCACUACGAGCAAAAAGGGGAUGAAAUCAGUGGAUGAUAAAUAAAUGAAUGGAAUUACAUAAUGCAUGCAUAAAAUGGCGUUUGGGAAGCAGCAUCGUCUGCGGGUAUCAUGUAUGAUAAUGUUGUUGAACGAGUAUUUAUAUAGUUAAUCAGUGGGGGAAAAACAUGUUUAUGCAUAUACCAGUAAAUGAAAUUUUCAUGAAUCUCAUUCUUAAGUGAAAAAAAAUAAUUUAUUAUUUAUAAAUUCAAUUACUUUUAUUUUAAAUUAUUAUUCUUUUAGAUUUUUUUAUAUAUUAAAAAUCGUUUAUUUAUUAAUAACUUUAUAAUAGAAAAAUUUUGAAUCAAUUAAAAUUUAGAUUUUGAAUAAUUAAUUUGUAUAUAUAUAAAUAAUUUUUUAAUAAAAAUUAAUAAAAAUAUUAAUAGAUAUUUAUAUAAAUAAAGAUUUUUGGCUAAUAUUAAUUGUCGACUUGCCGACAUCAAAACCUUGCUAUACAUAUAGCGUACCGCAAUUUACCCGGUGGGUGAUGGAAAAUGACAAACUCGUUUAAGUGAGUCGCGAUCCUGACAAUUUGAUUGGUCUAAAAUACCCCGGUAAAUAAUCUAACAAAAAGCUUGGCAUAAGCUUUACAACCUCAGACAAAUCUGACUUAAAGCUUUUUGAAAUCAUUCAACUUAUUU